Molecule: messenger RNA, 1740 nt
Organism: Loa loa (African eye worm)
Lineage: Eukaryota; Metazoa; Nematoda; Chromadorea; Rhabditida; Onchocercidae
Exons: 14
Coding region: 47-1708 (553 amino acids)
Biological process (GO): protein localization to plasma membrane
Cellular component (GO): plasma membrane
Source: RefSeq, a predicted model, not a curated record
UUAAGUUUUACCCAGUUCCUGUUCAAAUUUUUGUGAAUCUGUAUUCAUGGAUACCUUCAUAUGUUGUUGCACCCCAUGCAAACCGCGAUAUCGACGACUUGUCGACGCCAUUUACCCGAGUUCAUUAACCGAAGGCUUGAUCAAUUCAAAUAUGCAAAAGCUAACGUUUUAUGCAAUAUCACGACCUGAAAAAUUAGACAGAAUUGGUGAAUAUAUUGUUUCGCGGUUAUCCAGAGAUCUGUAUCACCAAAGAUACAACCAAGUCAAGAUAUCCAUAGAAGCGAUGGAUCAGCUCCUACAAAGUUGUCACGAUUUAUCGAGUCUAAAUAAGUUUAUCGAACAUUUCCUCAAGAUGUUGCAGAAGCUGCUGGAGACGAAUCAUUUCCAAAUGGAGAAACUGGCAACAGAUUCAUUUGUGAAUUUUGCCAAUAUCGAAGAAAACACUCCCGCUUACCACCGAGAGUACGACUUCUUUAUUUCUAAAUUUGCAUCAAUGUGUCAUGCAAAUAACAAUGAAACUUCAAAAGAUGCACGAUAUGCGGGUUUACGUGGCUUAAGAGGUAUUAUGUGGAAAUUAACGACUGACCCAUUGCAAACUAGUGUAUGGGAAAGACAAUAUAUGGACAAAAUCAUCCCUUCAAUUCUGUUUAAUCUUCAAGAGGAUGAUUGCGAAGAAUCAAAGGAAAAAAGGAAUAAUCGAUUCUCAGUAAUCGACCAACCCUAUGCAAUGGAUGGUGUAGCAGAAAACCCGAAGGCGCUUGCUGAUCAAUUUAUACGAGAACUGAUGGCAAAAGCACCUUUCGGUUUGGUUUCUGUUUUGGAUCCAGUACUGAAACAUUGUGAUUUACAUACAAAAUGGGAGCCUCCGCCUAUAUUCGCGAUUUACAUAUUUCGUGCUAUUAUGUAUAGUGUCAAAGACCCGAGUUUUGUCAUUCAAGCUUUAAUAACUCAUUUGGAGAAUAUGUCAAAUUCGAAUGCAUCUGUUCGCAUUGGUAUCGCGACGGUUUUGUCGAGCAUUGUUUCCAUUGCAAGUACCAGUAUCGGACCAUCUUUAAUAGGUAUAUUCAAUUCUUUACUGAAGCACCUACGUCGAUCUGUUGAAUUUCAACAAACCGAAGAAUGCCCAUCUAUUGAUCAGGAAAAAAUAUAUCAGGAAUCGUUGAUUAAUGCUAUGGGUGACUAUGCAUACGCACUGCCUGACUAUCAAAAGGUGGAAAUUAUGCUUUUUAUAUCCGCUAACAUACCAAAUCUUGGAAAAGAUAGUCAAGCACUAAAACCGAGUGAUACUUUCCUGCAACAUAUACUAGUCAAAACACUUCUAAAGGUGGCAACUAAAUAUCGAACAGGUUUCAUGUCAACGAUAUUUAGUAAUAAUUUCCCAAACACACUGUUACGAUUAGCUUUAACUGGUGAUCCUAUCGUUCGUUUAGAUACGCAAUGCAUUUUCCAUACCUUGCUUGACAGGCAUGACAAUUUGUCGGUGUUGCGGCAUUUACCGUAUGUCAACGAUGUUGCUGAUUUGCACUUAACCUUCGAGAAAUGUAGUCGGUCGGAUGAAAUGAUUAUGCGAAAUUACGCACCUCACUUACUUAAUGCUCUUCAUAAAUGUGUUUGGUUGGUACCAGAAGAUGAGACGCAAGGAGAGCAUAUGGAUGCAAUUCUGUGCACAAUGGCUUUGUUGUGUAUUGAAGUUGGUUUUGAUGAAUAACCCGACAUUCCUAAUUCAAGGAGACCAACGCC